AUGUCAGCUUCAGCCCUUCAGAAACUUGCAGCAGUGGCACCGCGUGAUUUGGUGCGAGUCACACAAUCAGGGCGACGCUUGUUCCACGAUCUCUUGCUUCAGUGCCGGGCGGCAGGGCUCACGGCCGCGCCCAACAGUGACAACGAUGUGGCACAUCUGCAUGCACUCUUUGAUGUAGCCCUGCAGUAUGGACUCGGCAGCCUGGUGUACGACUAUGUUGUGGAGGUCUGCUCAGACAAAUACUGCACAUCCAGUGAUGCCCUGGAGGCCUAUCUGCUGGAUGGCGAGUGCGUGAAGAAGUGGUGCCACAGCGCUCUGGAGCGCGAGCACAGCCACAUCCUGCAGGGCCUCACGCGAGGCCUGGCCUCUCUGGCAACAAAGGGGGAUCUGUACAGGCAUGUGGGCCGCCUCAUUUCGCUUGUAUCUAUCCUGGAGGCCCUGGGCCAGCCAUCAGAGCCCAGUGGAGCAGCCCAAACACAGGACUCCCGCGAGCUCAUCCUGGCAAAACAGCUCUACCAAUGCGCUCUGGUGCUGGAGUGGGUCGCGCAGCAUGUGGCGCAGGCAGGGGGCGGUCCGGGGAGGUACGCGUCAAAUCAGGAGUGGCGCACAGCCGUCAACAAGCGCCGCAAUGCCGCGCAGCCGGCCACGCCUUUUCUGCAGGACCUGCUCCAGGAAUUGGCCUCCCAGCAUGGUUUCUUCCACUGGGAGCAGGGGGUGACAGCGCUGCAGUACCCGCCUGCAUCCCUGGAGAAGGCUGUCCAGGGCAUCUUCCUAAACGGCGCCACGGACCGCGCCGCCUGGCACAGCAAGCUAGCCCUGCUGCUCUACUACCUCAUGGACGCCGGGCUCAGCCCCAGCCCCGGGGAGUUCAUGCAAGGCUUCAGCGUAAGUCCUCGGCAGAUGGUGGAGUGGCAGGCCUACUUCCACCUGGACGAUGCCCUCCUGGGUAGCACUGCCUCCCUGGAAGAGGCAUGCCGCACGCUGCCAGCUGCGGCGGCGCCGGCGACGCGGUUCAAGGUGGUGCAGGCGCUGGCGGCCCGGGGAUGCGCUGACGUGGCGCUGGACGUUCUGCGCGCGCGCUCGGCCGCCGGCGGCCGCCCCGGGGCCGGCCCCGCAGCCGAGCCGCUCGAGGAGGCAGAGGUGGCACUGGGCAUCCGCCUGGACUGCAACCUCGUCACUGAAGCAUUCAUGGAGGCGAGGGAGCACUGUGAGCGGGUCAGCCCUGAGCAGAGGCCCAGGGAUACUCGAGCGCUCAUACGCGCCCUGGCAGACUGGGCUGCCAAAAACAACGCCGUGAUUGAUGUUGUGAAGCUGCCCUUCAACACAUUGGAGGAGAAGGUGCUGUGUGAGUGGCUAGAAGGACAAAUGGAGGCUGGCAAGACCACUGUGCGGUUCCUCCCCCUGUACUUUUUGUUGCGCGGCCGAAUCACCGAGGCGCUGCACGCGCAUGCCCGCCUCGUCCGCAGCCCCGUGCCAGGAGGCGAUGAGUCAGCGGCAGUGCUGGCGCAGCUGCUGUCCACGUCAGCGCGGCUGCUGCCGCGGGCGCAGAGAGCGCUCUGCGUGCUGCCCGAUGACCAUGGUGGGCCGGCCCUGCAGCUCGCUGCGGAGGCAGGGAGCGGCCCUGACGGCGCCGACGCACGCGGUGGGCUGAAUGACCUGGAGGUGUGGUCGGCCAGCCAUGCGGCGCUGCUUGCGCGCGGAGGAGUUCUCCUUGGGCCGCUUUCAGCCGUAAAUGAGCCAUCCACAUCUGGCGCUCAUCCGAUAGCCACAGAACAGGCAGCGCAGGAUGCUAUGGAAGCAACUCCAUCCGGAGCUCAACAGCGCAAUUUGGCUAGCAGUGCCGAGAGAGUGCCCGAGCCUGCGGGGGAUGGCAUCUGGGGCGACUGGGCAUCCUGGAAAUCUGGGCAAGCCGCCGUCCAGGGGGAAACAAGUGCCGGCUUCGGGCGGCUUCCAGAAGAUGCGCAGAUCGACGGCCAGGCGGCGGCGGCUGACGAGGACUGGCACCAGAUCCUGGGCGUUCCCUCCAAGGCCGGCACCGGCACCGGCCCCGCCAGCAAGCGCGCGCGCACGUCCGGCCGCUCCCGGCAGCCCAAGCGAUGA
This is a messenger RNA of Coccomyxa subellipsoidea C-169, 2100 nucleotides long. RefSeq lists its product as hypothetical. The record is from RefSeq and is a predicted model, not a curated record. NCBI's taxonomy places the organism in Eukaryota, Viridiplantae, Chlorophyta, Trebouxiophyceae, Coccomyxaceae. The transcript is spliced from 12 exons. The coding region runs from base 1 to 2100 and encodes 699 amino acids. Gene Ontology annotation, biological process: protein ubiquitination. Gene Ontology annotation, molecular function: ubiquitin-protein transferase activity.